AUGGAAAAACUUGUUCCAAAGGUAAAAGCUUAUCACUGUCUAGUUUCUGAGUUUCCAACAUUACUCUACAAAGAGACUCAGCUAGGGGAGAGGAAAGAACUUGUUCCACAGAUUGAUCCGAGGCAUCGUUAUGGAAACAACUUACAACUAUACUAUAAACUGUGGUCUAAAAGCUCUACCAGUCAGCAUUUCUUUUUCUGGUUGGAUUUUGGAGAUGGCAAAGAGGUUGAUCUUGAAGAGUGCCCAAGAUCAAAGCUUGAUCAACAAUGUGUCAAGUAUUUUGGACCAGUAUGCGAUCAAAAUUACAUUACCAUUUGCAAGAUAAUUUUUUUCUACAUUGAUGGCAUGUUUGACAAAUGUUACUGA
Messenger RNA from Fraxinus pennsylvanica, 366 nucleotides. Lineage: Eukaryota; Viridiplantae; Streptophyta; Magnoliopsida; Lamiales; Oleaceae. The record is from the annotation of a GenBank genome assembly.